Molecule: messenger RNA, 1031 nt
Organism: Larimichthys crocea (large yellow croaker)
Lineage: Eukaryota; Metazoa; Chordata; Actinopteri; Sciaenidae
Gene: bnip4
Product: BCL2 interacting protein 4
Exons: 6
Coding region: 114-689 (191 amino acids)
Biological process (GO): positive regulation of apoptotic process; mitochondrial outer membrane permeabilization
Cellular component (GO): mitochondrial outer membrane; nucleus; endoplasmic reticulum
Source: RefSeq, a predicted model, not a curated record
CAUUGUUAUUGUGGCAGUUGAGGCUCGAGGCAAAGCGUACACAGAUUUUCUGCCACAUUUAGGCCUCGAGGACUGCGUGAACAAGUGGACCCGCAACAUUAUACACCAGCACGAUGUCGCUCCAGAAGGACAAUUCAUCGGACGAGAGUUUGCAAGGUUCCUGGGUCGAGCUGCAUUUCAGUGGCACUGGCUCUCAAACUACCAGUCACCACGGCAGCCAGGAGCAAAUCCCCACGUCCAUCCAGGAGGGCGAUUUGGAGAAAAUGCUGCUGGAUGCACAGCAUGAGUCAGGCAGGAACAGCUCCAAAGGCAGUUCUCAAUGUAACAGCCCACUCCGAGCACAGACCCCCCUUCUGCUGUGGAGAGGCUCAGAGGGAAACAGCUCACAGUCGGAUGAAGACUUCCAAGAAAGGAGACGGGAAGUAGAGAACCUGAUGAAGAAAAGCUCUGAUUGGAUCUGGGACUGGUCAAGUCGACCUGAGAACAACCCACCAAAGGAGUUCCUGCUGAAGUACCCCAAGCGCUCGACCUCUCUCAGCAUCAGGAACACCAGCGUCAUGAAGAAGGGCGGCGUUCUGUCUGCUGACUUUCUGAAGCUGUUCCUUCCUUCAUUAAUCAUUUCUCACAUACUUGCUGUUGGCCUAGGGAUUUAUAUCGGGAAGCGUUUAACCUCCCACAACACCUACUAAGUAAGAAGGCGGUAUGUUGCGAACAUCUGGUCACCUUGACGUGACCAUCUCGGCAUGCCUUAAGAAUGGGACCUUCUGAAUAUCAAGGGAAAUGUGGCCAAGCGACAUGGUCCAAUUUGAUUGAGUGCCCCCCCUUGUCACUCAGGCCAGCAUGGAGAGUUGAGGAUCUGUCAUUGCUGUUUCAUGGUGUAUACUCCUGAACACAACAGUGACCAAUCCUCUGCUUCUUGCUGUAGUCUCUGUAGUGGCCUGGAAAUGACUGUUUUGCUGCUUCCUGCUCCUUAAAUCUGCACGUUAGGGAACUGCUAUAUACUGUAUGUCAAUGCCUUUUUCUUUUUGCAA